Molecule: messenger RNA, 3176 nt
Organism: Vigna radiata var. radiata (mung bean)
Lineage: Eukaryota; Viridiplantae; Streptophyta; Magnoliopsida; Fabales; Fabaceae
Product: topless-related protein 2
Exons: 22
Coding region: 150-3125 (991 amino acids)
Biological process (GO): regulation of DNA-templated transcription
Molecular function (GO): protein binding
Source: RefSeq, a predicted model, not a curated record
GUUUCAUACUUUUCAUGUUCGAUUUUCAACCCUAGUUGUUUUUUUUUUUUCAGCACCCAAAAGCUAUUAUUUGUUUGUCGUGUUAAAUUUCCAUCCUUUGUUCUAAAUCCUUGCAAUUUUCUUCUAAUUCCAUAGAAAUUAGAGGAAAGAUGAAAUCUUUAAACCAAGAAUUGAUGUUUCUCAUUCUUCAAUAUCUUGACGAGGAGAAUUUUAAAGACACUGUGCACAAGUUAGAACAAGAAUCAGGAUUGUUCUUCAAUGUUAAAUAUUUUGAAAAGAAAGUUUUGGCUGGAGAAUGGGACGAUGUUGAGAAAUACCUAUUUGGAUUUACAAAAGUUGAUGACAAUCGAUACUCCAUCAUGACAUUCUUCGAGAUUAGGAAGCAAAAAUAUCUAGAAGCUCUAGAUAGACGAGACAGAGUGAGAGCUGUUGAAAUUCUAGUGAAUGAUUUGAAAGUUUUUCAAUCAUUCAAUGAAUAUUUGUUCAAAGAGAUCACCAAUCUUCUAACCCUCAAUAAUUUUAGGGAAAAUGCACAAUUAUCAAAGUAUGGUGACACUAAAUCAGCUCGAAAUAUAUUGGUAAUAGAGCUUAAAAGAUUGAUUGAAGCAAAUCCUAUCUUUCAAGAUAAACUCACAUUUCCUUCAAUUAAAACAUCUCGGUUAAGAACCUUGAUUAAUCAAAGUGUGAAUUGGCAGCAUCAGUUGUGCAAGAAUCCAAUGCCAAAUCCAAACAUUAGAACUUUAUUCAUUAACCAUUCUUGUUCACCUACAAAUGGAUCUCCUUCACUUGGAGCACAUGUUGGGCCAUUUACACCAUCCCAAUCUGCAUCUCAUGUUAAUACUUUAGUGGGAUGGACAUUGAAUGAGAUUCAGUCCACAUCUUCCCAAAUACCAGUAGGUGUUGCUUCCUCAUUGUCUGCUCCCACACAUCAAGCCUCCAAUGCUCUUGGAAUGUUGGAUUAUCUACACAAUGAUCAAGGACAACUAAUGACACAAAUGCGAACUACACAACGACAUGUAGAAGAGGCUACUUACAAUGCUACACCGCAGCAAACAUCUUCCAUUUUGGAUGAUCUUCCUAAAAUUGUUGUUUGUACAUUGCAACAAGGUUCAACAAUUACAACAAUGGAUUUUCAUCCUUCUCUUCAUUCAUUACUUGCUGUUGGUUGUGCAAAUGGUGACAUUUCACUUUGGGAAGCAGGGCAUCAACAAAGAAUUUUAUCAAAUCCUUUCAAAAUAUGGAAUAUUUCUAUUUGCUCUGUCUUAUUUCAGAUCGAUGCUCACGUUGGUGGUGUUAAUGACUUGGCUUUUUCUAAUUUGAACAAGCAGUUAUGUAUUAUAACUUGUGGAGAUGACAAGUUAAUAAAGGUAUGGGAUUUGAACGGAAAAAGGCUUUUCAACUUUGAAGGUCAUCAAGCACCUGUUUAUUCUAUCUGUCCUCAUCAAAAGGAAAAUAUUCAGUUUAUGUUUUCAACUUCUAUUGAUGGGAAAAUCAAGGCAUGGUUAUAUGAUAACAUCGGCUCUCGAUUGGACUACGAUGCUCCUGGACAGUGGUGCACCAGAAUGCUCUAUAGUACUGUCGAAAAUAGACUGUUCUCUUGUGGGACAAGUAAAGAUGGAGAUUGUUUCCUAGUUGAGUGGAAUGAAAGAGAAGGAUCACCAAAGAGAAGAUAUUUUGGGUUUGGAAAGAAAUGUAAUGGAAUUGUGCAAUUUGACACAACAAAGGGUCGUUAUUUGGCUGCUGGUGAAGAUAAUCAGAUUAAGUUUUGGGAUAUGGAUAAUGUCAAUGUCUUGUUUAGUACAGAUGCUGAGGGAGGUCUUCCUAAUCUCCCUCGUUUGAGAUUCAAUAAGGAAGGAAAUUUGCUUGCUGUUACAACAUCAGAUGGUGGUUUCAAAGUCCUUUCUAAUUCUGAGGGCAUUAAAUACUUUAGAUCUCAUCAAACACUUAAAGCUCCACUUGGAACAAAGAAUGGGACUGAUUCUAUUCCUAGAUGCAUAGAGAGGAAAGGAAGUUUUGAUUAUGCAUCGCACAAGUCUAAAGUUUGGGAAACAGCAGAAAUAAUUGACCCCAUUCAGUGUAGAACAAUUACUCUCACAGAUAGUGCAGAUCCCACUAACAAGGUUGUUCGCCUUAUUUACACAAAUUCUGGAGUUAGUCUCAUUGUUCUUGGCUCAAAAGGGAUUCAGAGGUUGUGGAAAUGGAGUCGUAAUGAAUUGAAUCCAAAUGGAAAGGCCACAGCAAGUGUUGUUCCACAACUUUGGGAACCAAAUAAUGGUAUUGUGAUGAUUAACGAUGUCCCAAACUCUUCUGAAGCAAUAUAUCCCUGCAUGGCACUCUCAAAGAAUGAUUCCUAUGUUAUGUCUGCAUGCGGAGGAAAAAUUUCAUUGUUCAACAUAAUGAGUUUUAAGGUUAUGACAACUUUUAUGCCACCUCCACCUAUUCCGACCUGUCUGGCAUUUCAUCCUAAAGAUAACAAUAUUGUUGCAAUUGGGAUGAAUGAUUCAACAGUUCACAUUUAUAAUGUCAGGGUGAAUGAGGUCAAAUCUAAAUUGAAAGGUCAUCAUCAUGAGUGUAUCACUGGUUUAGCUUUUUCAGCUCGACUCAAUAUAUUGGUUUCAUCUGGUGCUGAUGCUCAGCUUUCUUUUUGGAGCAUUGACUCGUGGCAUAAGAAGAAAUCAGUAUCAAUUCAAAUGCCUAAUGGAAAUACACUUGUUGGUGAUACUCAAGUGCAAUUCAACAAUGAUCAAGUACGCUUGUUGGUGUGCCAUGAGAGUCAACUUGCAAUAUAUGAUGCUUUUAGAAUGGAAUUGAUUCAAAGGUGGGUAGCACAAGAGUGGUUGAUCGGUUCCUUAUCAUGUGCAACAUAUUCAUGCAAUAGCCAACUAGUUUAUGCUGCUUUCCUUGAUGGAAAUAUUGGAAUAUUUGAAGGGAACACACUCAAGGUCAAAUGUCGUAUGGCUUCAUCAGCAUACCUACAUCAACCCACAAUAAUAAGGCAAAAUGUGUAUCCUAUAGUUGUUGCAGCUCAUCCUGAUGAGCCUAAUCAAUUUGCAAUUGGACUUUCUGAUGGCUCAAUUAAGGUUAUUGAGCCUAGGGACUGUGAUACCAAAUGGGGAAAUUAUUAAGACAUAUGUUCAUGAAUAUCAUGAAAAUAAUGUAACUUUGAGCACUUUCAA